Messenger RNA from Lichtheimia ornata, 771 nucleotides. RefSeq lists its product as uncharacterized. The transcript is spliced from 2 exons. The record is from RefSeq and is a predicted model, not a curated record. Bases 1 to 771 code for a protein of 256 amino acids. Lineage: Eukaryota; Fungi; Mucoromycota; Mucoromycetes; Mucorales; Lichtheimiaceae.
AUGGACAAACCCACGUUGGAAGCUUUCCGUGUGGAGUGUCUCAGGCGCAAGUUUCGCUUUCUAGAAUAUCAUGACAACACGGUGAAUCACCUUUUGGCAACCAACCGGUCCCUGAAUGCUCGCUCUUACCGCAAGUUUCAGCUUGAGUUUCUCAGUUGGUGUAUCACACAGCAAGUGGAUCCAAACCAUUUCACCAUGGCAACACUCAUCAAUUUUCUCUCCACCAUGCGCUCUCGUUACUCAGUGAAUUCAUUACCGCUUAUGCGUACAGCCAUUAUCCAUUUUCAUGUUCAACCAUCACUUUUUCAACAUGAUUCUCAACUCGAACAACUAUUCAACAUAUGGCGUGAAGAAGCACCACCGGUUCCAAUCGAACGUCCCCUACCAUCGGAUCUACAUCGUAUCAACCUCCAAGAUUCCUUUGUUGAUGGCUCUCGUUGUUUACAUCUUUCUGUGGUGGCACCCAAGGAGAAACGGAAUGGUCGUCGUAUUGUUAAGGUGGUGCGCAUCAAGCCAUAUCCUCAAGAUGCUACUUUGUGUCCGGUGACAUUUGAGGCUCUACGGGAUCAUCCUAAUACGGUUAAUCGUCCUCCUGGUGCACUAUUUAUUAGUACCACCAACGCUCGUGUGGCGGCUUCUUGUGAUACCAUAUCUCGUUGGUUACGCAAUGUGGUGUCACGUUCCAUCAAUUCAUCAUCGUCGGCUUCAAGACGACCUGCUAUGCACGUUCUGUGGCUUCGGAUUUGGCGCUCCAACAUGGCAUUCCCUUGA